This is a messenger RNA of Agrilus planipennis (emerald ash borer), 2986 nucleotides long. RefSeq lists its product as uncharacterized. Bases 846 to 1463 code for a protein of 205 amino acids. The transcript is spliced from 5 exons. The record is from RefSeq and is a predicted model, not a curated record. NCBI's taxonomy places the organism in Eukaryota, Metazoa, Arthropoda, Insecta, Coleoptera, Buprestidae.
UUAAGAUUCGUUAUUUUAUUUCCUCCUAUUAACAAGUCACUGUUCGUUAUCCACCCUUUUCUAUCUCAAAUUUUACUGACAUUUCAGGAACAUGGGAUAUAGGUCAUAGCUUAGUAUUCUGGAUGCCACCGGUCUGCUUCUAGAUCUGCUCGCCAUGAUAUUCCACAGAAUCGCCCCUAUAUUGAGAUGAACAGAAGUGGUGUUGCAUUAUUGGUUUAUUCUGUCGCAAGUUCCAUCUAUACUGAGCUGUUAAAGCCUCGCUACUUCAAAAGUAGAUAGCAUUGGUCAUGAGGUCGUUGUGAAUAGUCGCCGAUAGAGAGCAGCUUCGUGAUGUAAUUUUAAUACGUUUAUUUGAAUUUUAUGUUUUUUACAUAUUUAAAGCCAAACGAUGUUCAAAUGUAAAUGAGAGAUUACUAAAAAAAAUAUAAUAUUCCUUUGCCUAUUAGUUAUUAUACUUACAUUCACAAAAGCUUAAAGCAAAAUAGGUGAAUAUUGGAUGCAGUUUAACUGUUGAGCUUAACGCAGGAAGUAAUUUAGGAUUUGCUUUAGCUAUAGAAAACUAAAAAAUGCUACAUUGCGUUUUUUAAGAACCCAUUGGGUUUAAUACAGGGUCUUUUUGUGGCCUAAAUAAACUAAUAAUUAUCAAUGUUCAAUAUUAAUUAAUAUUGGAAAAGUGCCUAAAGCUUACGUGAAAUUGAAAUCGGUUCCAAGUUAUUGAGACGAUCAAUACCGAGACGCAGGCGCUGAAUUGAAAAGUUUAGACAUGUGAAAACAAAAAUUUAGGUUCCUCAGAAUUAUUCAACAAAUGUCAAUUUUGCCAGUGCUUCAACAUUUUUAAAAAAGAAAUGGUUGAGACGGCAUACGAAUUUGAGUGCAACAGAGCAGAACUUCUCGGUUUGGACAAACCCGAUUUCCAAGAAUUUUGUAAAGAAUACGAUGCUAAAAAAGCUGCCGAGGAAAUUGCUUUAGAAACCGAACAUCUGAAGGAAAUAGAAAGUGAAAAUGAAGCCUUGAAGGGUGUAAGUGGAGGGUUGGAAGAACUAAGCAGUAUAUUAAGAAGUACACAAAAACGUAUUACCAACUUUAAGGUGUCGUAUGGCUCAAUUACCGAUUACCUUAAGGACAAAAUAGGAAGAAGAGGGUCAGGGGCUUCCACAAAAUCUGCCAAUUCAGAAUCGACAGAUGAUCCCCAAAUGAUAUCUCAGCAUCCCAACGAUUCCUCUAACGAACACCUUCACACUCAAGAAAUAAAAUUAGUUAACGAUAAGGGUACAACUCAGUUUGAAAAUAAGGGGUUUGAAAAUGACAAGGAAGAAGUUGUAGCGUCCCAUUUGGACACCGACCUAUCCAGAGCUCUUGAUAAUCACGUUGAUAAGCUCGAUAGCCUUGUAACGAAAGCAGAGAAUUGCGAAAUUGGACUACGGCAUCAAAACAAACAAAUGAAAGGCUUUUUAGGAAAAUAAGAAGAGAAUACGAGAAAUCGAUGGUUGGUAUCAUUAAAAAGUCGAUUUUAAUUUUGCGACGAUUUACCUAAGGUUUUCUUUUUCUUCAAAAAUUCAAAAAGCCUAGGCACCUACUUAGUCUGUGCUUCAAUGGCGUUAAAUGUGAAAAUGUAACAGGUAAUUCUUAGAACAGAAAAGUUGAUAAGAUAUAAUGCUACUGUUUUGAUACUUAUGAAACUAUUAGUGGUUAAAAAGGUGAAUGAAUGUAUUUUUAUAAUAAUUUAAUUAAUACCUUUAUUGAUGACAAAUAACUUUAUUUAUUGUUGAAUAUUUAAAGCUUUAUGGUAAGUAGUAGAUAUGAUAAUUCGGAAUUCUUCUAUGUCUACAAACAACUACAAUAUACAGGGUGUAAUAAAAUAACAAUGUUCGAAUAUGCAAUUGUACGUAAUCUGCCCAUGUGCGCAUGAUGGGACAGACUAUAGUUUUAGUAGAAUUUUAUCGGAUAAUCAACUAUCAAACAGCAGGGAAUCACUAUAGCACUAUUUUUCAUUUUAAUUAUUAACUCAUAAUAAUUGAUCAAUAGGUAAUUAAUAAUGUGGAAACAUGUGUUGGAAUUUCAUACAAAAUUUAUUGGAAUGAUUUUUCUGGUAACGUUUUAGUACACCCUGUAUACUUACCUCUAGGAAAUUCAAAGUACAGAGCGGGGCAGAGGAACCUGACGAAUUUCAUAUUUAUAAUCAUCAUUAGUUUGAUAUGACGAAGCAAAGAAUCUAGAUAUGUACUUAAGGGUUGGAAGGUGUUUAUAUUAUAAAGGUAAGUUCAUCUGAAUAGUACAUCCGUGAGACGAUGGGCUUCCUCGUUUCUUCCAUGGUGUUCGUCUUCCUUCGAAGAUUUCCUGUUACUCUCUGAACCAUUAGCAAUUUUAUUUCUAAUGUGCUGUUUUAACUCUUGAAUAUUGACAUUUCGAGAUGUAGAUACUUAUACAUUUAUCACCAUAAAAAAUCGAGAAAUUAUUUAUUGAGGAAACUAUUGGCGCAAGACGUUCACUGUUGCUCUCGCUAUGAGUGAAUUUGAACCAUCUCGCUAUCACACGAUUACCUUAAGGACAAAAUAGGUAGAAGAGGGUCAGGGGAUUCCACAAAAUCUGUCAAUUCAGAAUCCAUAGAUGAUCUCCAAAUGAGUUGUGGUACCUACUCAGAAAUUUUGGAGUAGGUGCACAUUUCCGCGUAGCUGUUUGAUGCAGCUGGCCCAGCAUUGCCUGCAUUGUAUUCGAAGAUCAAGAAGUACUUAAAAGUAAAGUCUGUACACAUCUCGUAUUGUCACCAUUCAAUAAUUAUUUAUGACAACACAUUGCGAAUGAAAUUGCGGUGAUUCCUUAUGAAAGGAUUCGGAGAGUCAGGGGAAAUCUUCGAUGAAGACUGAAGGACUAUGUAAGAAACAAAAGGGAGCUCGUCUCAUGGAUGUAGUACUUGAUAAAUCUAUAUAUAUAAAAGAGCCGAUUUGGCUGAAAAUUAGUGGGGAGGUACCUUAGAACCAGGAGACGG